Molecule: messenger RNA, 6614 nt
Organism: Ctenopharyngodon idella (grass carp)
Lineage: Eukaryota; Metazoa; Chordata; Actinopteri; Cypriniformes; Xenocyprididae
Gene: gpr142
Product: G protein-coupled receptor 142
Exons: 3
Coding region: 186-1271 (361 amino acids)
Biological process (GO): G protein-coupled receptor signaling pathway
Cellular component (GO): membrane
Molecular function (GO): G protein-coupled receptor activity
Source: RefSeq, a predicted model, not a curated record
CAUAACCUCCUCCUGAACUCAGUCUGUGGUUGCAGUGAUGUGUCUGUUUUUCAAAGACCCCCGUCCUUCCUCUUCCUCCCCGUCCUCCUCAAGGGCUGCCUGGCUGGGCAUCGGUGGUUAGGACUCCUGCCACAGAGUCCACGGAUGGGGACCUGCAGCAAUUUGUGAGGAGGAACUCAGAGGCCAUGAUUGACUGGCACAAUGGCACAGCGCCCGGCCAGCGGGAGGAUGAGCUCAGCGCUCAGGAGAGGUCAGAGUGUGUGUUGGCUUACAUCCCUGUCAUCUACUACAGUGCUCUGUUGUGUGUUGGAGUGCCAGUGAACAUCCUGACAUUGGUGGCUCUUUACCGGCUGGCUGUUCGCACUCAGAAGGCCCUCUAUGUGUAUCUUCUUGCUCUAACUGGCUCAGACAUCCUCAGCCAGUUGUUCAUCAUCUUCGUGGGCUUCCUGCUCGAAACGGCCGUGUUUCACAGAGACGUACCUGUGAUGCUGCUGCGCUCGGUCAGUAUGAUGGAGUUUUCCGCCAAUCAUGCAUCCAUAUGGGCCACCGUACCCCUCACGGUUGACCGCUACGUUGCUUUGUGCCACCCUCUACUCCACCGACAGAUCAGCUACCCGGCACGGGCCCGGCGGAUCAUCGCGGUGGUGUUUACUUUGGCACUGGCAUCCGGUGUGCCAUUCUUCUGGUGGUCGGACAUGUGGAGGGUCAGCCACGCACCCAACAACUUGGAUACUGCCCUGAUUUGGACCCACGUGACUAUUAUUUACUUUCUUCCGUGCUGCAUCUUCCUCGUGCUAAACUCCUUGAUCAUUCUGAGGCUUCGGAAAAGACAGCGGCAGCAGAUGUGCAAAGACGAGAGUGGGCAACAGCUGGCACUGCCAGGCAAGCUGGGUAAAACAACAGCUAUGCUCCUAGCAGUGACUUCUGUGUUCGCUAUACUAUGGGCGCCUCGUACUGGAGUGGUGCUCUACCAUCUUUACGUGUCAUCGGUGCACAAUGAUUGGCGGGUACAUCUAGCAUACGAUUUAGCCAACAUGUUAGCCAUGUUAAACACUGCUGUGAAUUUCUUUCUGUACUGUUUUGUCAGCAAACCCUUUAGAGCGGCAGUGAGGGAUGUCCUUUUGUUUCGGGAAGGACCGUUGCACCCACGCCAGCCCCUUUAUCACCAGCGCAACGCUGCCAAUGCCUCCACCUCAUCUAUUUCCAGCACCAAACGUUCCCAGCGAGAGAUCACCCCUCUCUCUCCCAAAAGGGCAGAUAUCAAGAUGUAGUCUUGCUGCUUAAAAACAUAGUUCAUUUAAAAAUGAAAAUUCUGUCAUCAUUUACUCACCCUUAUGUUCAUGACUUUUCUUUUUUGUCCAUAUUUUUUGACAAAAAAACAAUGAACCCUUCCUUUUUUGGAAUAUCUUCUUUUGUGUAAGAUGAAAGUAAGUCAUACAGGUUUGGAAUGACGGUUUACUUGGGUAAAUGAUGACAGAUUUUUCAUUUUUGGGUGAACUAUCCCUUUAAGUCCCAACAAAAGCAUUGUCUUGUUCUUAUAAUUAACUUGAAAAGAGUUCAGAUUUGUGGCUUUUGUGGAUUGAAAGGUUAAAGGGUUAGUUCACCCAAAAAUGAAAAAUCUGUCAUUAAUUACUCGUCCUCAUGUCGUUCCAAACCCGUAAGACCUUCGUUCAUCUUCAGAACACAAAUGAAGAUUUUUUUAAUGAAAUCUGAGAGAUUUCUGUCUCUCUAUAGACACACAACUACCACUUUAAUGCUUUAAAAAGUUCAUAAAGAGAUCGUAAAAUUAAUCAGUUUAGUCUGAAUUUUCUGAAGAGACUUGAUCACUUUAUAUGAUGAACAGAUUUAUUUUAGGCUUUUAUUCACAUAUAAACAUUGAUCAGUGAACAUAAACAGAAGCUCAACCAAACCUGUUUGAUUCGCGAGAACAAACCUAUUGCGGAAGCUCAACUGUGCUGCGUAACACACGAGAAUGAACCUCAUUGGUUCUCGCACACGUCAAGCGAACAUGCUUGAGCUUCCGUUUACCACAACCGAUGUGUGAGUCGAUGAAUGUUUUAUGUGAAUAAAAGCCUAAAUUAAAUCUGUUGUUCAAGUGAUUGUGUCUCUUCAGAAAAUUUGGUCUAAACCGCUCAAUUCAUAUGCAUCAGUUUUACGAUCUAUUUAUGAACUAUUUGAAGCAUCAAAGUGGUAGUUGCGUAGCUGUCAAUGGAGAGACAGAAAUUUCUUUAAAAAUAUCUUAAUUUGUGUUCUGAAGAUGAACAAAAGUCUUACGGGUUUGAAACGACAUGAGGGUGAGUAAUUAAUGACAGAAUUUUCAUUUUUGGGUGAACUAACCCUUUAAAGGUGCAGUUACAUAAGUGCAAAAAAUAGUUCAGAUGUAUGAAGCACAGCUCCCACAAAAGUCACUUUCAAGCCAGGCAGUUUUCUGUUGAUCAGCAUGGCAAGUUUGCGUGAUCAACUUGAAUACGAGUAAAACUUGUAGGUAAUUUUUGUCGCCUUAUCGAAAAUCUUGAUUACAGUGACUUGUUUCCCACAUAAUAACAUAUCCAGAUAAUGAACAGUCUAGCAUUCAUUCACGCUAAUGUGCACCACAGGUACUGUUCAUCUGUUCUCAUCUGACCUCUGGUUAGUGACCCAAGAGAUCACAGUUUACGGUCAUUAAACAAAAGACCAAUAAUGUAAACUUUGUCUUGCUGACAAAACAAGUAAUGUUUUCAUGACAUCAUGAACAUCUUCCAAUCAAGACAUAACCAUUGUGUUUUGCACUGAUCUGCAUAUCUGUGUUAUUUAUUGUUUUAUCCUCUGCGGGGACAAGAAAACUUACUACAGUAUUUAUGAAAAAAAGAUAUCUGGCUCAUCAAAUGAGUAUUAUGUCUUGUCAUUUUCCAUAAAUGGUUAACCUUCAAAGGAAUAGGUUGAAAUAUGGAUAUUCUGUCAUCUUUUACACACCUUUGGGUUGUUACCAAACUGUAUGACUUACUUUCUACUGUGAAACUCGGGUAGGAGGAAAACUAUUUUCCAUAUAAUGAAAGUAAAUCGAGAUCAAGACCCACAAUUACAAAAAAAAAAAGCAGCAUAAAAGUAUAAAAGUAUCAUAAAACUGUUGACUCAUGCCAUAUAAUCCAGGUUGUCUAAAGCCGUAUAAGAUAAGCCUUAUGUGAGAAAAAGGAUGGAAUUUCAUUCAUUAUAUGAAAAUGUUUCUUUGAAUUUGUAUACAAAUAUCAAAAUACACAUCCUGACAUUUCAAAAUUUCUCUUUUCACUUUUGGUAGAAAGAAAGUCAUACAGGUUUGAAAUAACAAAAGGAUGAGUAAUUAUGUCAGUUUUUUUUUUAAAUAUUUUUGGGUGAACUAUUCCAUUUAAAUGUUGUAUUUUGAUAUUGUGUGUGUUUUUAUAAAUGUUGCUUAUAUUGUAGAUGAAGUUCUUUGAACACACACAAGUGUUUCAUUAACAGUCUUUUCUUUUAUUCUCACUCAUUAAAUUAUGAUCUAUUAUUCUGCAUUUUUAGAUUUGAAGCCAUCUUAAAGGAUUUGUUCACUUCAGAAUUAAAAUUUCCUGAUAAUUUACUCACCCCCACAUCAUCCAAGAUGUUUGUCUUUCUUUUUUCAGUCGAAAAGAAAUUAAGUUUUUUGAGAAAAAACAUUCCAGGAUUUUUCUCCAUAACUUCAACAGUUACCAACGGGUUGAAAGUCCAAAUGUCAAUGCAGCUUCAAAGGGCUCUACACGAUCCCAGACGAGGAAUAACGGUCUCAUCUAGCAAAACGAUCGGCCAUUUUCUAAAAAAAUAAAAUAAAAAAUAAUAUACUUUUUAACCACAAAUGCUCAUCUUGCACUAGCUCUGCGACGCGCCACGCAUUAUGUAAUCACGUUGGAAAGGUCACAUGUGACGUAGGCAGACGUAGCGAGCAAGUGUUUACAAAGUGAACGUGCAAAGACAGUCAAACGGCCUUUACAAAAAUAGGUAAAACAACGAUGUUGGACGAUUUUGAAGUUGGAGGAGAAAAUUAUAUUUUUGCCCUAAUGAGUUUUUCGCCCUACCGCAAUACUUCCGCCAAUGUCGCGCUGACCUUUCUAACAUGAUUACUUCAUGCGUGGCACAUCGCAGAGCGAGUGCAAGACAAGCAUUUGUGGUUAAAAAGCAUAUAUGUUUUUAUCUUUUUAGAAAAUGAUCGAUCAUUUCGCUAGAUGAGACCAUUAUUCCUUGGCUGGGCAAUUUGGACCUUCAACCCAUUGGUCCCCACUGAAGUCCACUAUAUGGAGAAAAAUCCUGAUAUGUUUUCCUCAAAAACUUAAAUUUUUUUUCGACUGAAGAAAGAAAGACAUGAACAUCUUGGAUGACAUGGGGGUGAGUAAAUUGUCAGGAAAUUUUAAUUCUGAAGUGAACUAAUAGUUUAAAAUUAAAUCCAAUCAAGACAUAACGCAUUAUACACUCAGUAAUUUUCCAUAUUAGAAACAAAUGUGAUAAGCUUUUCAUUUUCUCAUCAAACAUAAUCAGAACAUUACAUAAUGUUCUGAUCAAGACCUUUUUUUGCAGCUGUAGGUUAUUUUGCAUGACUAAGUUAAACCCUUUCAGAGCCCGUCCAGUGAAGCAGAGCAAGAUGGCUGACCUUUUUAACCCCAGUGCACAAAGUGCGGUUGCUGGCUUAGCUGUGCAUUCAUGGCGACUGGAUGAGGCUUUAAAAGGGGCUUUGACAUGGGAACACAACGAGUGAAGACACCACUGUACAAACAGACCGAUCCGAGGAGAUCUGCUGAACAAAGCCAGCCCUGAGCUUCUGUGCACACACCCAUGCAGCAACAGCAAAAAAUUUAAUUUGUUAGAAUUGACCAGAAUUGAUGUUCUGGAGUCAAUUAAAUGACUCUAUGAUUUGUUAUCUGAUCAGAUAUCGUGCAGCACUUGCCAGUGUGUACUUAAAGAGAACAGAUUCAGAUUCAUUAGAUAGACAAGCUUGAUCUAAAUGCAAAGUAAAAUGUGAUACAAUGACUAAAGUGUUGAUGUUUUCACUUACACACCUGCCAACUGUAUAUAAAAUGUAUUUUAACUUUGUGUGUCGAUUUGAUUCUCUGAGAGAAUCUGAUGGAAGAGAGACUGCAUGAAUCAAUUAAAUCAGUCCUUGAUUUAAUAAAUGAUAACACUGUUAUAACUGUUUUUUGAAGGUCUUAUGACUAAUUAUUUAAUGAAGUGUCUUGGCUAAAAGGUACAUUAAAAGCUUUGAUUUAAUUAGUCUGCUAAAUUACAGAGGAAAGUUUUUAACAUUUUGGUCUGGUGAAAAAAAAAAACUCACUUUUUAUCUGGAGCUUUGGUUAAUGAACUCUUCUCUUGUCCUUUUAGUGCACUUGUGUUUCUCAGCACCCAGUGUUGCAUCCUCUCUCUCUCUCUCUCUCUCUCCCUCUCUCUCCCUUCUCAAUCAUGAGAGGGAGCCUCUGGUCCUGCAGAUGUUAUCAGAUGUUGUCUCUUUGAAAAACGUCUCCCGCUGCAUCACAAACACAGAUGCCUGAGAAGAAAGCACAUCUAUCGUUAAAGCCUUAAUAUGAGCAGACGGCUGACAGCACAAGAAAGAGUCUGAAUAUUUAAGACAAUAAAUAAUCUGCUCUGUUUGAGGUCAGCUUUAGAUAUGCUGGGUCUCAUGCAGCUGCAGAUCAUGGUUUUGUCCUUGCUAUGUAUCUAUUUUGCUGCUUUACCUUUAUUAUCUGGUAAGGUCAACAUGGAAUUACAUUCACAACCCUGUACACUGGGGAAAAAAAUGGUGUAGGGUUUACUUUUAAGCUAUUUUCACUCAGAAAUUGCUGGUAAACUUCACAAAUAAUUACAAAGAAAUAGACUGAAAUCAACACAUUGAAUAAAAUAUUUUUUAAGUAGAAAGACUGAAAUAGUAUUUUCUUGUAAGAUGUACUCUAGUAAUAUUGGUUUUGUUUACAACUUCAAAAUCUUUUUUUUUUUCCAUUGGGAAUUGAAUGAAUUAUGAAAAGUGGGAGUUUUAUGCCAGAGUUUGCAGUCAGUUGCAAGGGGUUAAAUUUGGCUGGUUUGUGUGGAUUUGAAAGUGUAAGUGUAGUCUGAUUAAAUAAAUUGGCUCAAAAAUAUCUGUGGUUCUCAUAAGCAAGGAUGGCAGAUGGCAUCCUAUCUCAAAUUUUAAUGUAAGAUUGUUUCUUUUGGUUAAUGUUCGCUGAAUCAUGUCCAGUAAGACUAAGAAUGUAUUAAGAAAAUAAAAGGGGCUGAUUGUGAUUCUAUGUUGACUUCAAUGGUUUUAAAUGAUCUACAGCAGAUAAAUGAAUUAAUUGAUUCCAAAUCAGUUGCGAUGAAGUUGUCUGCCACAUGAGAACCACCUUCCUGUUUCAUCAAGUGAUAUAUUUUUGCCAUAAAGUCAUAUUUCAUAUGUGAAAUAUGACUUAAAUUUGUACCACAAAACAUGUUUCUGUGUGAUGUGACGUAACCACAAAAUGGCAUGUGGCACUUGCAUGAUGUUUUCCCUUAAAGGAGUUGCAUUGUUGUUCAUGUUUUAUAUUGUGACACACAAGCUUUCCUUUGGUUGUGUAAUUGAAUAUGUGCACUGAUAAACUGUUGUUGCAUUUUGAUCAUACUGAUCAGAAAUUAAAUGGCUAUGUGGAUCUGUU